GCUGGCAUAUUACCUGUCCAGGAAUCACCUGCCGACAACCUUCCAGACCUUUUCAAAAUCAAACCUUGAGCCUCCAGUUGUGAAGGCUCGCGCGCACGUGCAGGGCAACCGCGCAUAAUCAGCAGCGCUUGUUCGGGCUCAGGGGCGGACGGGCAAACGUCACGGGGUCCGGGGAAGCGGGGAGCGAGGGAGCGCGAGAGGUGUUCAGCAGCAAGAAGGUGAUGUCGUAAAGCGGAGUGUCGUAAACCAGGUGCGGGGAGGGGAGGUGGGGUGGAGGGAGGAGGGGUGGAGGCGAGAGAGGAGGUGACUCUCCGGCAGCAUUUAGACACAGCGAAAGGAUCAUGGCGGAUGGCCCCAGGUGUAAGCGCAGAAAACAGGCGAAUCCGAGGAGGAAUAACGUAACGAACUACAACAAUGGCGCGGAGGCGACCUCGGACUCGGACGACGAGGACAAGCUGCACAUCGUGGAGGAGGACAGCCUGCCGGACGGGGGGGACGGGGGGGACACGGGGGACGAGGCGGAGUCGGACGGCAACGCGCCAGAGAGCCGCCCAGACGCCCGCGCCGCAGUAUUAACAGCCAACGGAAAACAGCGCCACCCGCAGUGGGACAGCGAAGACCUGGGGCCUGAUGCUAAGAAGCAGAGAACGAGGUUUAAAGUGAAGGCCGAGAGCGGCUCGGAGCCGGAGGAGAACGGGAGCGCGGACGCCAUGGUGGAGGAGAUGCUCCAGCAGGGGGACACGGCCGUCAUCUACCCCGUCGCUCCAGAGGAGGAGGCGCGGCAGGGCACGCCGGAGGCCAGCGGGCACGACGAAAACGGGACCCCGGACGCCUUCUCCCAGCUGCUCACCUGCCCCUACUGCGCCAGGGGCUACAAGCGCUACACCUCGCUGAAGGAGCACAUCAAGUACCGCCACGAGAAGAGCGAGGACAACUUCAGCUGCUCGCUGUGCAGCUACACCUUCGCCUACCGCACGCAGCUGGACCGCCACAUGACCGCGCACAAGUCUGGGCGGGAACAGCGCGUACACGUGACGCAGUCGGGGGGGAACCGAAAGUUCAAGUGCACCGAGUGCACCAAGGCCUUCAAGUACAAGCACCACCUGAAGGAGCAUUUACGGAUCCACAGCGGAGAGAAGCCAUACGAGUGUCCGAACUGUAAGAAGCGCUUCUCCCACUCGGGCUCCUACAGCUCCCACAUCAGCAGCAAGAAGUGCAUCGGGCCCGUCCCCGUCAACGGCCGGCCCCGCCCGGGGGGCAAACCCGCCCUCUGCCCCUCCCCCUCCCCGUCCCUGGCCCCCUCCCCCGCGCCCGCCGGGCGGACCGUCGCCCGGGAGAAGCCCGACCCGGGGAAGCCGCUCCAGGAGCAGCUGCCGGUCACGCAGAUCAAAGCUGAGCCGCUGGAGUACGAGUACAAGCCGGUGGUGCUGGCGCCGGCCGCCAACGGCGUCUUCAACGGGGGCCCCGCCCUGCCGCCGGCCCCGGCCCCGCCCCAGGGCGUGGUCCAGGCGGUGGUCCUGCCCACGGUGGGGCUGGUCUCGCCCAUCAGCAUCAACCUGAGCGACCUACAGAGCGUGCUCAAGGUGGCCGUGGACGGCAACGUCCUGCGCCAGGUGCUGGAGAGCGCCCACCUCAACGCCGCCAACGCGUCCAAGGAGCCCGGGGGCGGGGUCGCCACGGCGACCGGCGGCGCGCCCGCCGCCACCCACUCCGUCAUCUCCGCCAUCAGUCUUCCCAUCGUCGACCAGGACGGCACCACUAAGAUCAUCAUCAACUACAGCCUGGAGCCCAGCCACAACCCCCACCCGGCCCCGCCCGCGCCCGCGCCCGCGCCCGCGCCCGCCCCCCAGGCCCCCAAAAAGGAGGGCCCGCCCCCCCGGGCCCCGGACGCCGGCGAGGCGGAGACGCCCCCCGAGGACCCCGCCCCGAAGGCGGAGCAGAACAAAGAGGCGGAGCCGGCGGGCAGUGAGGGGGCGGGGGAAGCGGCGGGGGCGGCGGGGGCGGACGGCGAGAGGACGUGUCUGCUGUGUGACGACUGCCCCGGCGGGCUGGACGCUCUGCACACGCUCAAACACUGCGGCCGCGAGGCGGCGGACCCGGCGGCGGCCGACGGCGAGCGCGAUGGCGAGGGCGAGGGCGGGCCGGACCCCGGCGGCGUGUCGGCCCUGCUGGCGGACGGCGUGGCGGGACAGCCGCCGCUGAAGAACCUGCUCUCGCUGCUCAAGGCCUACUUCGCCCUCAACGCCGAGCCCACCGCCGCCGAGCUCGCCAAGAUCGCCGACUCGGUCAGCCUGCCCGCCCACGUGGUCCGCAGGUGGUUCCACAAGAUGCGGUCCGGCCAGAUCGCCGUGGGGGGGCCGCCCCGCCCCCCCCAGUCCGGGGACGAGGCGUCGGAGGGGGGCGGAGCCGGGUCCGACCCCCCGGCGGACCCCGCUGCCCCGCCCCCCCCCGCGACCGAAGCGCCGGAGGAGCCCGCGGACAAGGACGAGGACCCGAGCGGCGACCCCCCCCAGGACCCCCCCUCCUCCCCGCUCAACCUCUCCUCCACCGGCCUCGUCAUCGUCAAGUCCGAGGAAGAGGAGGACGAGGACGGGCAGGCGGAGCCACUGGACCUGUCGCUGCCCAAGCUCCCCAGGGAGGGGGGCGAGGGGGGGGGCGCCGCCGGCCUUCACCAGGGCAGCGCCUACUCCGUCCAGGAGGAGCCGCUCAACCUGACCUGCGCCAAGAAGGAACCGCCCGCGCCCGCGCCCCUGACCUCGGACACCAUCUACGUCACCCCGAGCGCCAACCCCGUCAGCAUCGUGGCCACCCAGCUGCCCACCAUCCUGGCCAUCACCGAGCAGGGCAGCCUGCCCUGCCUGCGCGCCGUCACCGCCAGCAAGCACACCAUCCUCAUACCGCAGCUGGCCUACACCUACGCCACCGCCACCGCCACCGCCGCCGCCAGCAGCCCCCCCGCGGCCCCCGCCCCGCAGAAGCCCCUGCAGCCCAACAGCCUCCAGGAUGAGAGGCUGGACACUAGUUCAGAGGGGGUGGAGGAGCAGAACGAUUCGGACUCGGCCCCCCCGCGGAAGAAGAUGAGGAAGACGGAGAGCGGGAUGUACGCGUGUGACCUGUGUGACAAGAUCUUCCAGAAGAGCAGCUCCCUGCUGCGCCACAAGUACGAGCACACGGGCAAACGGCCUCACGAGUGUGGGAUCUGCAGCAAGGCCUUCAAACACAAGCACCACCUGAUCGAGCACAUGCGCCUGCACUCGGGGGAGAAGCCCUACCAGUGCGACAAGUGCGGCAAGCGCUUCUCCCACUCGGGCUCCUACUCCCAGCACAUGAACCACCGCUACUCCUACUGCAAGAAGGAGGGGCAGGAGCGCCAGGAGGGGGCCGAGCCGGGGGCCCAGGGAGGCGCGGACACGCCCGCCGCGGGGGAGCAGGCCGACGGCAGGACCGCCUCCCCUCCCUCCCAACCGGACUCGGAGGACCGCGACGAGGAGGAGAGCGAGGACGAGGAGGAGGAGGAGGAGGAGGAAGAGGAGCUGGAGGGAGGAGUGAGCGAGGACGAGAUCCAGGUGGUGCGGGUUGGGGAAGGUGAGGACAGCGAGGAAGAGUGGAGGGAACACGCGGGGGAGGAUGAGGAGGAGGAGCCAGAGGAGGAAGGGGAGGAGCUAGAGCAGGAAGGCAAAGAGACGCAGGGAGAAGAGGCAUGGCGUGACGAGGAGGCGCAGGGAGUUGAGGAGGUGCGGGUGGGGGAAGUUGGGCUGCAGGAGGUCGAGGAGGAGACUGAGGGGGAGACGGAGGGGGAGACGCAAGAGGAGAUGCAGGAGGAGACGCAGGAAGAGACAGCGGAGGAGGAGACGCAGGAAGAGACAGCGGAGGAGGAGACACAGGAAGAGACAGCGGAGGAGGAGACACAGGAAGAGACAGCGGAGGAGGAGACGCAGGGGGAGGGGGAGAUGCAGAAGGAGACGCAGGAGGAGGAGACGCAGGAAGAGACAGCGGAGGAGGAGACGCAGGAAGAGACAGCGGAGGAGGAGACGCAGGAAGAGAUGGCGGAGGAGGAGACGGAGGGGGAGGGGGAGAUGCAGAAGGAGGGGGAGAUGCAGAAGGAGACGCAGAAGGAGACAGAAAAGGAGACGCAGGAGGAGACAGAGGGGGAGACGCUGGAGGAGACGCAAGAGGAGAUGGAGGAGAGGCAGGACAAGGAGACGCAAGAGGAGACGCAGGAAGGUCACACUCAGGUGGAAGAGGAGGCCAUGGAGACACAGGAGAGCGAAGGAGGAAGCGGGACGGUGGAGGAGGUGGAGAGAAACGCGGGCGAGGGCUCCGAGAACAAAGAGAAGAAAGAGGAGGCGGAGGAGGAGUGAAGAGAACGGGGCGGAGGAGUUAAACCACACUUAGUUUACUACACAACACGCGUAGAGUCAUGAGGAGAGGGGGAGUUAACCCAGACACUGUGUCUCACUUCAUUACUGUGGACAAACCGGGGUGUGCCUCAACUUAAAGAGAAAAAAAAAUCACUUUUCCACGUGAGAAAUUUUCAGUGUUACAAGCGGUUUGUAAAAAUACAUAAAGAAUAACAAAAAAAACGCAUAUACGGACUUUGAAAGAAAAAAAAACAAGAGUUGACAAAGUUUUAGAUAAUGUUUUAUUACUAAAACAUCCAGGAUCAUUUCUUUUAUCAGUGUUACUAAUUUAAUCAACGUCACUCAUGUUUUAACCUUUUAAGCUGUACAGUUGGGAGAGAUUUCUAUACCUUUUUAUUGCCAAUGAAGUUUUUGCUAAAAUCAGUAUUUUAUUAAGUUUGAAGAAAACCUCUGCACUACAGUAUUCCUGGUUUACACCUAUGGAUACCGACAUGCUUCUGUGUUGUCUACCCAUCAGUAUUAUCGCACUAUAGGCACCCUCCACCGCAUUAGCGGAAAUUAGCACGUUAGCAUAGUUAUUCGUUUUGAAUUGGAUCGUUAGCCUUAACGAAGAAUACGAUACUCUAGGGCGCUGACGCCUUCAGCGGGAUCCGACCUAUCAGGGAAGACGGUGUCAAACCACCAAGCCAGCAUUCUUUCUUUACCGACCUCCGUUCCGACCGACCGACCGACAGACCGACCGUGUCCUUCGCUAUGUCUGGUAUUACGGGCUGCGUAUAUACGUUUCUCCGUUAAUUUCAGCCAACGCCAAAUCCACUAUACUGUUUUUAUUUUUUUAGGAAAGAGACGGAGAGAGAGAGAGAGAGAAACGCUCACGCAGCUUAAGUCAGAGGCGGGAUGAAAGGACAGCGAGCGCGCGCUGCGGUUAGACCGAACGGAGGAGUUCUCUUGAGUUUUUUUUGUUUGUUUUUUUUUCGUCGGUUUGAAUCGGAGCUCAGUGUUACGGCGUUCGUUGAAGCGGGAGGAUGUUGGAUACGGAGCAUUUCAACCCCCUGGCCUUAUGCAAACCUGUGAGCUGGAAGUGCCAUUUGACCAGUGUUAUUUUUUACUAAAAUGGCCAUCGCCAGUAUUUGUGUUGGUGUUUAAGGGUCCAUGUUAGCUAAGAUUUGUCUUGCCAUUUUUUAAAUUAUUUUAUUUUUAUUUCUGUGUGUUCUUCUCAGUUUAGAGAAAAGACUUCAGGGGGAAUAUUCAGUUACAGAGUGAAGGAAAUUUCUAAGGUUUUUUUUUUUUUUUUUUCCUGUCUUGGAAUGUCAGUCAAAAUGGGGGUCCCCACAUUGCUAGAACCUGAAGAAAUAGUGUGACAGCCCUGACCUGCACUUGAAGGAAGCAAAUGUUAGCAAAUAUGGUCCCAUAAAUCAAGUGUUUAGAUCAUUUUACCAGUCAGUAUUAUAGUAUUUUACAAGUUUUUUUUGUUUUGUUUUGUGUUUGUGGGGGGAAAAAAUGUUUGCUCAGUGUCUCAACCAAUGGCAGUAUAGUUCCCGCCUCACUGAAAUAUGUUUAGUUAUAGAAAUCUUUUAUAUUUAUGUGUCUUAUUUUUAUAUUUCUUUACGGUUAUUUAUUACACAAUGUAGUGUAUAAUACUGUAGUUUGUAUUAAUACAAUAAUAUAUUUUAGUAUGAAAAUAAUUUGGAAGGUAAGUGAUUUCAAAGCUAGAGAGAGAGAGACACAGCUCUGGCCUUUGAGAUGUGCUUUAAAAAUAUGAUUAUGAUUCAGUUAAAUGUUUAAAAAAAAAAAAAGGAAAUGAAAGUGGAACCUUUUACUUUUGCAUCCAUUAUCAAGUGUGUUUUGUUUUCCCCACUUUUAAGUAUGAAGCUACUGAAUCUAUUGAAACUAACUGUGUGGACUAAUGGCAUGAGUCUUUGCUGUCGUAUCAGUUGAAGGAUCUACCCUAAUGAUGGCGAUAUACUGUCCUUUUGCAAAGCCAAACCUGGAUUGACAUACUUUUUUUUUUUUUUUUACCUGUGCCAAGUUGAAUUGUUUUUAUGUCUGCACCAAGACUGAAACUUGUUUUUAUAAGUCCCUGUCUAAUUCAGUUUAAUGAUUUUUUGCAUAGGUUUUUUUUAUGACUGGCCAUCACAAUAAAAUACAUCAACAAA
This is a messenger RNA of Anguilla rostrata (American eel), 6517 nucleotides long. RefSeq names its product zinc finger E-box-binding homeobox 1-like. The record is from RefSeq and is a predicted model, not a curated record. NCBI's taxonomy places the organism in Eukaryota, Metazoa, Chordata, Actinopteri, Anguilliformes, Anguillidae. The transcript has 9 exons. The coding region runs from base 342 to 4361 and encodes 1339 amino acids. Gene Ontology annotation, molecular function: DNA binding.